This is a messenger RNA of Sceloporus undulatus (fence lizard), 3507 nucleotides long. RefSeq names its product solute carrier family 12 member 3 (gene SLC12A3). Gene Ontology annotation, molecular function: sodium:potassium:chloride symporter activity. Gene Ontology annotation, biological process: potassium ion import across plasma membrane; chloride transmembrane transport; sodium ion homeostasis. The coding region runs from base 289 to 3381 and encodes 1030 amino acids. Lineage: Eukaryota; Metazoa; Chordata; Lepidosauria; Squamata; Phrynosomatidae. Gene Ontology annotation, cellular component: membrane. The record is from RefSeq and is a predicted model, not a curated record. The transcript has 26 exons.
AACCAUUUAUCCUUAGGACUUAAUACAAAAUCCGUUAUCAUGCGCUUGAUCUCAAAGUGGAGUCGGUGAACUCGUAUUUUAGACAUUUCUCCCGGCUAUUCUUUUCCGCAACCAGCUCAGGAUGGUUCGAGCCCAUUACUUCCCUCGGUGGCGAGUCAGAUUUUUCUGGUUUCGCAGGGGUAUAAAAUGUCCCAUCGCUCCCAGAUGGUGCUGCAUUACAGGCCCCAGUCAGAGACUAUUCCCCUUUACCUGUGAUCGGAGGGAGAGAUAGGCAGCCGAGAGGAUGAAAUGGCCGAACUGCCGGGGUCCGAACGAAAUCUGGACCUGACCCGCUCCAAUGGCCGGUUCAUCAUCAGCACCCUCAUUGGCCCCGAGGGCAGCGGCCGGAGCCCUUAUGGCCAGAGCGACAUGGCCGGCUACGACACCCAUCACACCCACAACAGCACUCUCUACCUCCAGACCUUUGGCUACAAUACCGUCGACGCCGUGCCCACCUACGAAAACUAUGCCAACACCAAGAUCUUGGGGGACAACAAGAAGCCCAGGCCUACCUUGGCCGAUCUGCACUCCUUCCUCAAGCAAGAAACCUGCCAUCGUCACUCGCCAAGGUACGAACCCCAUCGAAGCAGCAGUUUCUCUGAAGGAGGGGUGGAAGAGACGGUCAAUGAAGGGGAGGACAAGCCGGAAGGAGAACCAGUCCGUUUUGGAUGGGUCAAGGGGGUGAUGAUCCGUUGCAUGCUCAAUAUCUGGGGUGUCAUUCUGUACCUUAGGCUUCCUUGGAUCACAGCACAAGCAGGGAUAGCCCUGACUUGGGUGAUCAUCCUGAUGUCAGUGACAGUGACCACCAUCACAGGGCUGUCCAUCUCCGCCAUUUCCACCAACGGCAAAGUGAAAUCAGGUGGGACUUAUUUCCUCAUUUCAAGAAGUCUUGGGCCUGAGCUGGGCGGCUCCAUCGGCCUCAUCUUUGCUUUCGCCAACGCCGUGGCCGUGGCCAUGCACACCGUGGGCUUUGCAGAAACAGUGCGGGACUUACUGCUGGAAUACAACGCGACCAUUGUAGACCCCACAAAUGACAUACGCAUCGUUGGGGUCAUCACUGUGACGGUGCUGCUUGGCGUCUCCUUGGCGGGCAUGGAGUGGGAGGCCAAGGCCCAGGUCCUCUUCUUCAUUGUCAUCAUGAUCUCCUUCAUAAACUACCUGGUGGGCACAGUCAUUCCAGCCAGUGAAGAGAAGCAAGCAAAGGGAUUCUUCAGUUACAGAGGGGAUAUCUUUGCCCAGAAUUUUGUUCCCAACUGGAGGGGGCCCGACGGCAGCUUCUUCGGUUUGUUUUCCAUCUUCUUCCCAUCGGCCACCGGCAUCUUGGCAGGAGCCAACAUUUCUGGUGACUUGAAGGAUCCUGCUGUGGCCAUUCCUAAAGGGACCCUCAUGGCUAUUUUCUGGACGACCAUCUCCUACUUGGUCCUUUCUGCUACAAUUGGCGCUUGCGUGGUCCGUGACGCAUCUGGAAAUGUGAACGACACCCUCCCCAUUGGUUCAAUGGGUUGUGAAGGUGUGACCUGUGGCUACGGCUGGAACUUCACCGAGUGUGCGCAGAGCCACAGCUGCCGCUAUGGACUCAUCAAUUAUUACCAGACCAUGAGCAUGGUGUCUGGAUUCGCGCCACUGAUCACAGCUGGCAUCUUUGGAGCCACUUUGUCCUCUGCUUUGGCUUGCCUGGUCUCAGCACCCAAAGUGUUUCAGUGCCUUUGCAAGGACCAGCUCUAUCCUGUCAUUGGCUUUUUCGGGAAGGGAUACGGCAAAAAUGACGAACCUAUCCGGGGUUACGUCCUGACAUACUUCAUUGCAGUUGGCUUCAUUCUCAUUGCGGAGCUGAAUGCCAUUGCUCCCAUCAUCUCCAACUUUUUCUUGUGCUCCUAUGCUCUCAUCAACUUCAGCUGCUUCCAUGCCUCCAUUACCAACUCUCCAGGCUGGAGGCCCUCGUUUCGGUAUUACAGCAAAUGGGCAGCUCUCUUUGGCGCGGUUAUCUCCGUCAUCAUCAUGUUCCUGCUGACCUGGUGGGCCGCCCUCAUUGCCAUCGGGAUUGUGGUUUUCUUGCUGGGAUACGUUCUCUACAAAAAGCCUGUGGUGAACUGGGGUUCGUCGGUGCAAGCUGGAUCCUACAACAUGGCCCUGAACUAUUCGGUUGGACUCAAUGAGGUGGAUGACCACAUUAAGAAUUACAGGCCUCAAUGCCUGGUCCUCAGUGGUCCUCCCAAUUUCCGUCCGGCGCUGGUGGAUUUCGUGGGCGCCUUCACCAAAAACCUGAGCCUGAUGAUCUGCGGGAAUGUGUUGGUUGGACCCUGCAAACAGGUCCUACCCAAGCUCCGUCUUGCGUCCAGAGGCCAUGUCAAGUGGCUGACCAAGCGGAAGGUCAAAGCUUUCUAUACAGAGGUUUUGGCGGAGGACUUGAGGACCGGGGUGCAGAUCCUUAUGCAGGCCUCCGGUCUCGGGAGAAUGAAACCCAAUGUCCUUGUGAUCGGAUACAAGAAGAACUGGCAGGCAGCUCAUCCCCAGACGGUGGAAGAAUACAUUGGGAUCCUCCAUGAUGCUUUUGACUUCAGGUUUGGGGUCUGCAUGGUGCGCAUGAAGGAGGGCCUCAACAUGUCCAGGCUCAUGCAAGCGCACAUUAAUCCCGUUUUUGAGCCAGCGGAAGAUCCCCAGAAGAAUGGCAGCACUCCUUCCGUAGCAGGAACAUUGGAUCCUGAUGCUUUGGUCGCAGAACAACAGGCAAGCACUAUCUUCCAGGUGGCACAAGGCAAGAAGACAAUAGAUAUUUACUGGCUCUUCGAUGAUGGAGGUCUGACCCUGCUCAUCCCGUACCUUCUUAGCCGGAAGAAGCGGUGGGGCAGAUGCAAGAUCCGAGUGUUUGUUGGCGGACAGAUCGACCGAAUGGAUGAGGAACGGAAAGCGAUCAUCUCUUUGUUGAGCAAAUUCCGACUUGGGUUCCACGAAGUCCACAUCCUCCCAGACAUCAACCAGAAACCCCGACCUGAACACGUGAAGAGGUUUGAUGAUUUAAUCGCCCCGUUCAGACUCAACGAUGGCUUCCAAGACGAGGCGGCGGUGAACGAGAUGAGACACGGCUGCCCCUGGAAGAUUUCGGAUGAGGAGCUGGCGAAAAACAAAGCUAAGUCACUUCGGCAAGUUAGGAUGAACGAAAUCUUGCUGGACUACUCAAGGGACGCGGCUCUGGUCUUUAUAACGCUUCCGAUCGGCCGAAAAGGGCAAUGUCCCAGUAGCCUCUAUAUGGCUUGGCUGGAAACCCUUUCCCAGGACCUGAGGCCUCCGGUCAUCCUGGUCAGAGGCAACCAAGAAAACGUCUUGACCUUUUAUUGCCAAUAAAACCUUUGGACAAUUGAGCCUUGGAGUCGGAGGAAGGAGAUCUUGAUCUUCAUCUUUGGGUUCAAGACAUCCGGCGGUUCUGUUUAAGAUGCUGGAAACGGGCAAUAAAAGACUGUUGUUGUUGUU